AUGUUCGCCAAAGUGACCAACCGUGUUCUGAUGAUUUUCCAGGGAAUUACCACUCUAGCUCGGUAUGGAGUUGAAGGAGAGACCCCCGAUGUUCGGCGGGCAGCCUUGCGCUGUGUUGCGAACGCGCUGUUGCUCGAUGGUACAAUGCGUCAGGUUUUCGUGGACACAGGAUAUGGAGCCAAGCUGGCGGAUAUGCUUAAAGUAUGUCUGAUGCGUACUCUCACCGAUUACGAGACUGACAGCAUGAAGCAGGCCGAGGACUCAGAAGAUGAGAUGGUAGCAAGCCGAAUCCUAUUCUACACAACUUACGACACCACGAUGGACUUUGGGGAGUUGAUCAAGAGUCAUGGAUUGGCAGAUAACGUCGCCUUUCAACUCAGCCGCCAUGUGAAACAGUUCCCCGAGUCGGGAAGGAAGCCAUUGUCGCAAAUGGACGAGCUGGCACUCACUGAUACUCUCAAGCUGAUAUAUAAUAUUUCGAAGAUUUACCCGGAUCUCGCCGUUUCUUUCUCGACCUCGAUUCCCCACAUUUUGAAGAUCGUUACUGCCAUUGACGUUUCGGAUAAGCCUUUGGAUGGUAUUCUUGGAGGUUUGCUCAAUGCACUGUCUAUCCUUGAUCUGGACGAGAAGAAGAGCAAGGUCUUUGAGUGCAGUCCGAUUUUCCCCGAAGCAGAUCUGAACUGCAAUGUGGCCAAGUUAAUCAGUAUCUUGGACCAGGCUGUGUCACGAUACAGCGCAGAAGAACUUGAGGCUAAGGCAAUCCCAUUGCUGUACACCUUGAUUACCAUUUACGAUAUUGCACCAGAAGGUCCCCAAAAGCACAUGCAAGAACGUCUCUUGCCCGAGGAUGGUGAUCGCAGCUUGCCCAUCGGUCAAUCCGACACUCUACCAUCCAAACUGCUCAAACUAUCGACCAGCCAUUUCGCCAAUCUCAAGGUUGCAGUUUCCGAGCUGAUGUUUGUUCUGUCCGGCAAGGAUGCCGAGGCUCUUACCAAGAACAUAGGCUAUGGCUUUGCGGCUGGGUUCCUGGCAGCUCGUGGCAUUCAAAUGCCCCAAAGUGCUAGUGAAACAUUCCCCGCAAGCGCAAGCCCGGACUCCAUGGUCAAUCCCAUCACGGGACAAAGGCUCUCCGCGGAGCCGAAUGAUGAUCUUCCUCCAAUGACACAGGAAGAAAAGGAGCGCGAGGCAGAGAGGCUCUUCGUCUUAUUUGAAAGGGCGAGAGCAAAUGGCCUGCUUAAUGUUGAGAACCCUGUCACCCAAGCUCUACACGAAGGAAGAUUCGAAGAAUUGCCAGAUGAUGCUGAUAGUGACUAA
This is a messenger RNA of Penicillium salamii, 1314 nucleotides long. Lineage: Eukaryota; Fungi; Ascomycota; Eurotiomycetes; Eurotiales; Aspergillaceae. The record is from the annotation of a GenBank genome assembly.